AUGGCAGAACCAGCGAAGCGCGCAAGAGUCUUCUUUGACGUCUCGAUCGGCGAUAAACGUCCAGAGCGAAUCACUUUCGAACUCUACACAGAUAUCGUCCCCAAGACAGCCGAAAAUUUCCGGGCGCUCUGUACCGGCGAGAAGGGGAUCGGAAAGUCCGGAAAACCGCUUCACUACAAAGGCUCCGGCUUCCACAGGAUUAUCAAGAAGUUCAUGUGCCAGGGUGGUGACUUUACAGCCGGUAAUGGAACUGGGGGAGAAUCGAUUUAUGGAGAGAAAUUUGACGACGAGAACUUCGAAAAGAAGCAUGAUAAGCCAUUCUUGCUCUCCAUGGCCAAUGCAGGGCCCGGCACCAAUGGAUCGCAGUUUUUCAUUACUACUGCCGAUACUCCUCAUCUAGACGGUAAACAUGUUGUCUUUGGACAUGUAAUUAGCGGAAAGAGUGUUGUUAGAAAGAUGGAAGACACGAAAACCGAUCCCCAGGACAAGCCUGGAAGACCUAUUAUCAUCCAAGACUGCGGUGAACUCCCGCCCGGCGAUUCCGGCAUCAUCGAGCUGUCUGAUGAUGGAACUGGCGACAAGUACGAAGACUUUCCGGAAGAUGCCGAUGACGCAAUCGACAUUGAGAAAUCCUACAAGAUUGCUAGCGAUAUUAAAGACAUCGGAAACGCUGUGUUCAAAAAGGGUGACUUGGAACUAGGUAUCGAGAAGUACCAGAAGGCGCUCCGAUAUAUUGUUAGCUGGGUUACAUUGAACCAGGAAGAUGGAACUACGGAGCAAAUCAAAGCGAUGAACACCCUUCGCUUCAGCCUACACUCAAAUUCGUCCCUUCUCCAGAGCAAAUCGGGUGCUUUCAAAGAUGCAGAGGACUCUGCUACCAAGGCUCUCGAAGUCCCUGGUAUUAGCGAUGCUGAAAAGGGCAAAGGAUACUUUAGGAGAGCACAGGCCAAAUUAGGCCUGAAGAACGAACAGGGAGCCCAGGAAGAUUUGGAAGAGGCCAUUAAGUAUGUUCCAAAUGACGGGGCGGUCAAGAAAGAGUUGGAUACCAUUAAGCAAAAGCAGGCUGAUAGGACCGCAAAGGAAAGAAAUGCAUACAAGAAUAUGUUCAAAUGA
Messenger RNA from Orbilia oligospora ATCC 24927, 1113 nucleotides. RefSeq lists its product as uncharacterized. Gene Ontology annotation, molecular function: protein binding; peptidyl-prolyl cis-trans isomerase activity. Bases 1 to 1113 code for a protein of 370 amino acids. The record is from RefSeq and is a predicted model, not a curated record. Gene Ontology annotation, cellular component: intracellular membrane-bounded organelle. The transcript has 7 exons. NCBI's taxonomy places the organism in Eukaryota, Fungi, Ascomycota, Orbiliomycetes, Orbiliales, Orbiliaceae. Gene Ontology annotation, biological process: protein folding; protein peptidyl-prolyl isomerization.